Messenger RNA from Gracilinanus agilis (Agile Gracile Mouse Opossum), 1410 nucleotides. Its product is annotated as probable E3 ubiquitin-protein ligase TRIML1. The record is from RefSeq and is a predicted model, not a curated record. The transcript has a single exon. Gene Ontology annotation, molecular function: protein binding; zinc ion binding. NCBI's taxonomy places the organism in Eukaryota, Metazoa, Chordata, Mammalia, Didelphimorphia, Didelphidae. Bases 1 to 1410 code for a protein of 469 amino acids.
AUGGAUCCAAGAGAUUUACUGGAAAACCUCAAGGCAGAUCUGACUUGCUCUAUCUGCCUGGGCUACUUCACAGACCCAGUGACUGUCAGUUGUGGCCAUAGCUUUUGCACAGUCUGCCUUCUGAGGUGCAGGGGAGAAGCAGAGUCAACAUUCCACUGCCCAGAAUGCAGAGGAAUCAUCGAAGAAGAUGAUGUGUUGCCUAAUAGGAAUUUGCAGACUAUGUCUGUCACUGGCAAAAGGCUCAGACCUCAUCUGCUUCAGAGCAUUGUGGACCUGUCUGUGUGUCAUAAACAUGGGGAGAAAGAGAAGCUCUUCUGUGAAGAAGACCAGAGACUUCUCUGUGGUUCCUGUUCAUUAUCCCCAGGGCACAAGGACCACAGAGUCCUUCCCCUGCAAAUGGCUGCUGACAAGUGCAGGGACAAGAUCAAGCACACCCUGAAUAACUUACAACGAAAAAAAGAAGAAUUUAAUGUUGCCUUGGACAGAGCGGCCAGGAGAGAGGCACUCUGUGACAAGGCUAUACACUCUUUGAAACAAUCUUUUAUUUCAGAAUACAGGAAAGUACAUGAAUUCUUAUGGGAGGAAGAAGAGCUCUAUCUACAAAGACUAGACCAGCAAUACACAGACAUCUUGGCAAAACUGGAGCUCAACAAGACCAAACUGUCUCAACAGAUUGAAAAUCUGGAAAGAAUGCAAUUAGAAGUAGAGGACAAUUUGGAGAAGGGGCCCUUGGAAAUGCUCCAAGAUGUGAAAGGCACUUUGGAAAGGCAUGAGGAGCUGCUACUUCAAGAACCAGAGGUUAUUUCCCUUGCCUGGGCCACCAGCCCCAUCACUGGCUUGAGAGAGAUGCUCAUGAGAUUCCAGAGUGACAUCAGUCUUGAUCCUGAAUCAGCCCAUCCACAUCUCAUCCUGUCUGAAGAUCUGAAGAGUGUCAAGUAUGGAGAUGUCCCACGGGACCUGCCUGACAACCAGCAAAGGUUCGAUAGUGCUCCUGCUGUACUGGGGGACCAGACCUUCACUUCAGGCAAACACUAUUGGGAGGUGAAAGUAGGAAAUAAAACAGCUUGGGAAGUGGGAAUCUGUAAAGAUCCGGUCAGGAGAAAGGGACAAGUCUCCUCAUUAUCUAAGGAUGCAUGGACCCUCGUCAGUCUGGGAUCUCGAUAUCAUUGCUUCCUCUGGAAUUGUAAAUAUGGCAUCCAUAGGAGCGAGCCUAUAGACAAAGUAGGCAUUUUCCUCGAUUAUGAUAAAAGACAUAUAGCAUUUUAUGAUGCCAUAGACGGAUCCUUAAUUUCUAGUUUCUCAGACAUGGUCUUUGAAGGGCCUCUUCGCCCUUACUUUUCUCCUUGCUGUCCUAAUGGAGAAAGUACUCAAGGGUCAAUUAUGCUAAUUGAUGUGGGAGAUUCUCACUGA